Zootoca vivipara (common lizard) is the source of this 5254-nucleotide messenger RNA. RefSeq names its product interferon regulatory factor 2 binding protein 2 (gene IRF2BP2). Gene Ontology annotation, cellular component: nucleus. Gene Ontology annotation, biological process: regulation of transcription by RNA polymerase II. NCBI's taxonomy places the organism in Eukaryota, Metazoa, Chordata, Lepidosauria, Squamata, Lacertidae. Gene Ontology annotation, molecular function: transcription corepressor activity. The record is from RefSeq and is a predicted model, not a curated record.
UGUCUUGGCAGAAGUUCAAUGAGCAGCAGGAGGAGGAAGGGGGAGAGCCGAGCACGCAGGCGCUCCUGGGCACUGUCGAAGAAUCGAGUCACUGGAGCAGAGCGCACCAGCGGCGGCGGCGGCGGCGGCUUCUGGAGUCCCCGCCCCAAUGCGAGUGUCUGGGCGGCCGGCAGCCGGCGGGCAGCGCUGUAGUAGCGAGAGCGCGACGCGGGCAGAGCGAACUGCGCGCUGUACUGGGGGGGUCGGAGAGCGUCUGGUUUGGGCGAUGCGUCUCGCCGCGUCCCGGUGAGCAACUGCAGCCUGAGGGGCUAGGAGAGCGUGGCCCGGGAAGAAGCCGGCGGUGCUUUUCGCCCUCACCCAGUCUUGGAGCUGCACUUGUCGACGGCGGGAGGCGGCCAUCGGUGCAAGAGGCUGCAGCGGCUGCAGAGCGCAGAGUCUCCCCGGUGGCUCGCAGAGCAGCAGUGGGAAGAGGAGGCAGGGGAGGAGACUCGGGGCGCUCGCUGCCCCUGGACUCGGCCAUGUCGUCCGCGGCGGUGGCGGUGGCGGCUGCCUCGCGCAGGCAGUCGUGCUACUUAUGCGACCUGCCCCGCAUGCCCUGGGCCAUGAUCUGGGAUUUCACCGAGCCCGUCUGCAGGGGCUGCGUCAACUAUGAAGGCGCCGACCGGGUGGAGUUCGUCAUCGACACGGCUCGGCAGCUCAAGCGGGCGCACAGCUUCCAGGAAGGCCGGGCUCCUCCGCCACCGCACGCCAAGCAGCAGCCGCCGCCGCUCAGCGCCAAGGAGAUGCACUCGGCCGCCGUGGCUGCAGCCGAGGCGGCCGCCCGCGCUCAGCCGCAGCCCCACGAGCGCUACUCUCUGGCGCCUGCCGCUUCUUCCGAGCGGCCGCCGCGCCUGGGACCCGAGUACGGAGCGGGCAGCCGACAGGUCAACGGCAUCCUGGUGCCCAACGGCUUUUCCAAGCCCGAGGAGCCGCCGGAGCUGAACCGCCAGAGCCCCAACCCGCGGCGGACGCACGCCGUGGCACCCACCCUGGUGCCCCUCAUGAACGGAGCUUCCCUCCCCGCCGCCAUCAACAUUAACAGCCGCGCUGCGGCGGCCGCGGCGGCCUCGUUGGCCGCUAUCUCCGGAGCGCCCACCCCGCUGCAGGUGUCGGUCUCGCAAGCGCAGCAGAGCCAGCAGCAGUCCGGGGAAGUGGGGGGGCACAAGCGGCCCGGCUCGGUUUCCUCGUCGUCGUCCAGCAGCGGUGGCGGCAGCGGAGCCAGCGACCUGGAGGGCAAGGACAAGGGGCAGCAGCAGCAGCAGCAGCAGCAGCAGCAGGCGCGGGGCUCGGCGGACAACUUGGAGCAGCUCGGCGUGGAGAGCAAAAGCCGCGCGGCGGCAGCGAGCGCCGAGCAGGAGUGGAUGGGCAAGCCCAAGACUGUGCGAGACACCCUGCUGGCCUUGCAGCACGGCGGCCACGCGGUGCCCUACGAGAGCAAGUUCAAGAAGGAGCCCGGCAUGGCGGGCGGGAGGCUGCUGGGCUACGACAGCAACGGCGCGGUGGCUAAAUCAGGGGCACGGGCUGCGAGGAAGAGAAAGCCUUCUCCAGAGCCGGAAGGUGAAGCCGGACCUCCUAAAAUCAAUGGCGAGGCGCAGUCAUGGCUACCAACCUCGUCAGAAGGGAUGAAGAUCUCCAUGGCAGCUGCGUCCUUCAUGUCCCCGCCGCCGCCAACUGCUUCGCCUCAUUCCAACCGGACCACGCCACCCGAGGCAGUCCAGAACGGCCAGUCCCCGAUGGCGGCGCUCAUUUUAGUUGCAGACAAUGCUGGGGGGAACCAUGCCUCCAAAGAUGCCAACCAGGUCCACUCCACCACCAGGAGGAAUAGCAGUAGCCCGCCCUCUCCAUCCCCUAUGAACCAAAGAAGGCCAACCCGGGAGGUGCAGAGUCAAGGGGCAAAUGCCGGAGGGAUGGAGCCUGUGCACCCCGCCAGCCUCCCAGACUCUUCGCUGGCAGCUAGCGUCCCCCUGUGCUGCACCCUGUGUCACGAGCGCCUGGAAGACACCCACUUUGUGCAGUGCCCCUCUGUCCCAUCCCACAAAUUUUGCUUCCCUUGCUCCAGACAGAGCAUCAAACAGCAAGGAGCUAGUGGGGAGGUCUAUUGUCCCAGUGGGGAGAAGUGCCCUCUGGUGGGCUCCAAUGUCCCUUGGGCCUUCAUGCAGGGCGAGAUUGCAACCAUUCUUGCAGGAGAUGUGAAAGUGAAAAAAGAGAGGGACUCUUGACUUUCCCAGUUUCUCAAUGCAACGUCAACCUUAACAUAAAACUGCUUGAAUUGUAUAUAUCUAUAAAUACCUAUAAAUAUCUAUAUAUAUAUUAUAUAUAUAUAUAUCUCCAAGACAAGGGAAAUGUAGACUUCAUAAAACAUGGCUGUAUAAUUUUGAUUUCUUUUUUUGAAUACAUUGUGUUUCUAUAUUUUUUUUGAAGACGAAAGGUAUGUACUUAAUGUACUUUUUCCCCUUCUUUUUUUUUGGUUAUAGCAAUUAUUUGUUGUGCUUCCUUGGUGAGUUACUGUUUUCAGUGUAGGCUGUGACUUGCGCUGCUUUUUUUAGAGAGCACUUGGCAAACCAGAAAUGCUUCUAGCUGUGUUUGUAUGCACUUGUUUUUUCUUCUUCUUCCUCCUCCUCUCCUUUUUUGUUCUUUUUUUAAAAUGCCAAAUACAUCUGACAUUGUAAAGAACGCCUUACUGUUGGUGGUUCCUUAUUUUUUGCCCUCACUAAUUCAUGCUGGAGGCAUGCAGGUUUUAGAGAUAACAUGGCAUUAAAGGUGUUCAUAGGAUUAAAGUGGGAAUGCCACUCAGUCCAGUCCAAAGACAGGGGAGAAAGCACAAGGGGUUUCAUUUGGAAAGUCAUUCCCUUGCUGCUAUUGCUGCUACUGCUGCAAAAAUGGCCAGAUUUUUCAAGUAGUUUUGUUUCCAUAAGGAGGUUGCCUUCAGAGCAUUAUGCUAAGUGAGGCGCUGUUGCUUUAGGAAUUGGGGAGUUUGUUUUUUUCUUAAAGGCAGAGUUGACCACAGUUCAAGAGGUUGGUUGUAAGAUUGCAAAACUGCAUUUAUUCAAUUACGUAAUGUUCCUGCAGAAUUUUUGUGAUAAGUUAGUUUAUUGUCUUAACUGUGCAUUGGUGCAGACAGAAUAGCACUGCCAUUUUUUAAAACAAAUCCAUACCUUUUCAGCACCAUUUAACAUCACCACUUCUUCCAUGUUCAUGUGGAAAACUCUGAAGCAGAUUUUAUUUUUAUUUUUUUAUUUACUUAAUAUAGUGCAGGUGGGCUUUGAUCUUGCUUAUCACUUAAGUAUGAUAAUGUUGUUAUUGUUACUAUUGCUGACAUCAUGUUGCCAGGUUGUGGCAGGUAGCACUAUGGUAAUAACAGCAGCAUAUGAGGCUUUUACCUGGCUUGCCUAUUACGGCAGCAUAGAGAUUAGUGAAAAAUUCUACCUGAAAUUUCAUAAUACUUGUGUUGGAGAGAACUAAUUCUCAUCUAAAUGGAACAGCUUGGGAUUUAAAUCAACUCCAGUUUCUUGCCUUUUAGACUACUUUCAAGAAUUCUUUUGUAAAAUUAUUAUUUUGAUCACACUUUUUUUUGCAUCAGACAGCAACAUUUUUAAUCAAUAAAUCAUCAGUUACUAGAAAUAGUUAAGCCUUACUGUAGUGAUUCUGUGCUGUUUACAGUUGUGUUAGCAACACUGCUGUGCAAGCCCUUGUGCUAAGUGUUUAUAAUAUGUCACAUAGACUUGUUUGAAGCAGAAAGAUGGUUAUACGGUCCCCAUCUCUGUGGCAAAUAACACUAUACAUUUUGAUGUUGAGAGAAUCUGUUCAACUAGGUUUAACAGUUUUUGAUGCUGUUGGGUCAGACUGUUCUUAUGUGUUAAUGUUCAGACUGCUAUUGAAUGCAGAAUAGAUUUUGGUAGGCUUCUUUUUUUUUAAUGGUCAUGACAUUUGGAAAUCCAAACUGCACAUGCACAGUAACUUUUCUUUUUUGAAGCGUUUUAAGUACACCCACUAGCAUUGUGUUCCAUAUUACAGGUCAGUGUAAUUUAAAUAACAAGAUUUGCAUGAUAAACCAAUUCAAUGCUCUUUAAAAUGAUAGAAGUACAUAUAGUGCAGACUGGUGUCUUAUGUAAACACAUGUUUAGACAGUUCGAGAGGGAAAAAACGCACAUAUAUACAACUGUAAAGGAUUCUUUGGAACCACUAUAGUCUGUGGAAAUAUGUAUUUAGGCACUUUAUUAAAAAUUGGAUUUUGAAUUGAUAGAUGGUAACAAGUUCUUAAGAAUCUCUUUGACAUGAUACCUCAUGUAUUAUACCAAUUUGUAUGGAGAAACUGCAUUCUAGGUAAGAGAAUAUCCAUACCAAAAUUUUCCUGGAAAGUUCGUUGUGAUGUCUUGGCAUGUAGUUCAGAUUUGAGCUUCUUGACUUGAAGUGGGGAUGAUAGUAACUUUUUUCUUGCUAAGACUAUUCAGGCUUGUCAAGGUAUUGAAAGGCAUUUGAUCUAGAUCUCCAACAAAAGCUCUUUUACUACACUUAUAUCCUGAAUAAGUGUCUUCAUAUAUUGUAGCCCAGUAAUAUCACUGUAUGUUCUUUAAAGUAGUUUAAAUAGUGGGAAAGUUUAGGCCUUGUCAUACCACAUGAUGACAGCUGGAACACAUUUCAAAGCUCUCCACCUGUUCAGUCAACUCCUUCCAAACCUGUUAAGGUGACCGGUUCUAACAUGCAUUAUAAAUUCAUAAUACAGAAACGUCAUAAACUAGUACAUGAUUUUUUGAUCAAUUGGGCCUAUUGUAAUUUUAGUUUGUUUCCUGACAAGUUUAUGACAUCACCACAGUGGAUCACAUUAUAUUUACUAUAUGUUUUCUUGGCUACAACGUUUUUUUAAAGUGCUUUAGCUGCAACAGUACUACCAUUAAUCUCUGAUAAUAAUGCAAACCUUGAUUCCAUUGCAGCUAGUGUGAACUGAGUCAUUAAUUCCAAUGGAGUCAGGCUUUGCACCCUUACUUUUUUGAAGUUUUUAAUGGUGAUAAUUUGUAUAGCAAUAAAGCAAAAUGUUGUUUUAAUGAAGAGUGUGAUUGUCAAAAUCUCACCUUCAUUUACACUUUUAAGUUACUUUUAUUGAAAUAUCACCUGCACUAUGCUUUCAUUGUUUAUAGUUACUAAACUAACACAUUACUAUUUUUUCCUAUUAUUUUUUAUCUUUUGCAUUGAAUAAAAUGAAACUAGGAGCUUUAAA